Molecule: messenger RNA, 1173 nt
Organism: Fusarium keratoplasticum
Lineage: Eukaryota; Fungi; Ascomycota; Sordariomycetes; Hypocreales; Nectriaceae
Product: PKS-ER domain-containing protein
Exons: 3
Coding region: 1-1173 (390 amino acids)
Molecular function (GO): oxidoreductase activity
Source: RefSeq, a predicted model, not a curated record
AUGACCAUCGUCGCCGGACCGUGCCCACUGAGACGAUGGAAGGAUGCUUGUGGCACCAUGUUCAAGGUCUCCAAGGCAUUGAGAGUAGCUAUGCCCCGCGUGCUCCAUCUCGGUAAGGCUGCAGGCAAGCCUGGGGAGGUUUACUAUCCUCUACAUCUCAAGGAGAUUAAGAAGCCUGUCCCUGCAGACAAUGAGGUCCUCGUCCGACUCAAGGCGGCUGCGCUGAACCACCGCGACCUGUUCGUUCGGCAUCAUCAGUACCCCGCCAUAUCUCUCGACCACCCCAUGCUAUCAGACGGUUAUGGAGUUAUUACUGAGCUUGGGAGAGGGGUUCCUAAUCGCUCUCUCCUCGGGGAAAACGUCCUCCUAACACCUAUGCGAGGCUGGAUAUCAGACCCAGCUGGCCCAGAGGACCCUAAAAAAUGGUCUAUCACCGGAUCAACCCGUCUCUACAAUGUGGGCACAGCGCAAGACUAUGUUUGCGUUCACCAGGACGAGGUUGUUCCGGCUCCGAAACAUCUGUCUGCCGUGGAGGGGGCGGCUCUCCCACUGGUUGGACUCACAGCCUGGCGGGCAUUAAGUACCAAGGCUGCUGUUCAGCCAGGACAGAACAUCUUAAUCACAGGCAUCGGAGGUGGCGUUGCUAUCACAGCUUUACAGUUCAGCGUGGCUAUGGGCGUCAAUGUCUUUGUUACCUCUGGUAGCCAGGAAAAGCUCGACAGAGCCAGGAGCUUGGGUGCACAAGGCGGUGCAAUUUAUAAAGCGGAAAAAUGGGAAGCCGGCAUUCGCCAGCAACUUCCUUCAUCGAGGCCGUACAUUGAUGCUGUUAUCGAUGGAGCAGGCGGUGAUAUCGUUAGCAAAGCUGUAAAGCUUCUCAAGCCUGGUGGUGUCAUUGUCCAAUAUGGCAUGACCAUUUCUCCAAAAAUGAACUGGACUAUGCCGGCUGUUCUUCUGAACGCAGAGUUAAAGGGAACCACGAUGGGUUCCAGGCAAGAGUUUCGGGACAUGGUCGCCUUCGUCGACCGCAAGGGGAUCCGACCAGUGAUUAGCAGAACAGUCCAAGGGCUGAGCAACCUCAGGGACAUCGAUCUCCUCUUUGACGAAAUGAAAGCUGGACGUCAGAUGGGCAAGCUUGUUAUCGAGAUAGAAGGCCAAAGCAGCCCCCGGAUCUAA